AUGACCAACGACACUCUUGCGUUUGGAGAUCUGGACACGAAUGUUUCUGAGGCGCUGCCGCUUCUCUCUCUCAGCCAAAACCAAAGUGCGUUUCCUGCGCUCCAACUCGAGUCCAAGUCUCUAGUCACUUCAGCCACGAUGUUCGCUGUGGGAGUCCUGGGGAACCUCAUCGCCAUAGUUGUGCUGUGUAUCUCCAAAAAGGAGCAGAAGGAAACCACUUUCUACACUCUGGUGUGCGGGAUGGCCAUCACGGAUCUGUUGGGGACUUGCUUCACCAGCCCAGUGGUGAUCGCCACAUAUGUGGCCAACCGGUGGCCGGGAGGAGUGCUGCUCUGCCACUUUUUCUCCUUCUCCAUGCUCUUCUUCGGCUCUGCAGGGAUGUCCAUCCUGUGCGCCAUGGCCGUGGAGCGAUACUUGGCCAUAAACCACGCGUAUUUCUACUCCCAGAACAUAGACCGAACAAUGGCGCGCUUUGCGCUCCUGGUCACUUAUCUGGCAAACAUUGUGCUGUGCAUUAUGCCCAGCUUUGGCUUUGGGCAGCACGUCAGGUAUUCUCCCGGGACUUGGUGCUUUCUGGACUGGAGGGCGAUGGAUGCACUCGGAGCGUGCUACUCCUUCCUGUACGGCGGCGUGAUGCUGGUGCUGAUCGCAGUGACAGUUCUGUGUAAUUUGGCGGUGUGCCGGUCGUUGGUGGGGAUGAACAAGAGGACGGGGAUUGUCAGGACGGAGGGUGAGCUGGGAGGAUCGCGGCGCCGCUUCCCCCGGCUGCCGUCCGUCACAUCAGCGGCUGAGAUUCAAAUGUUCUGGCUUCUGAUCUUCAUGACCAUCGUCUUCCUGGUCUGCUCCAUUCCUUUGGUGGUGCGAAUCUUUGUGAACCAGCUCUACGGCCCUGCUUAUAUCACAGCUGGAGGAAAGCCGGACUAUCGGAGCGACCUGUUGGCGAUCCGCUUCGCCUCAUUCAACCCCAUACUGGACCCGUGGGUGUACAUUUUAUGCCGGAAGAACCUGCUGCUAAAGGGCUGCGAGAAGCUGAAGAGGACAGCUGCUCGUGUUAAAGACGGUCGCGGUGACCACAUGGGCUGGGUAGAAGACCAACACUCCCCUCCGUCUUUAAACAGCAAUGAUACCAGUUACGCGUCAUUACGCACAGCCAGCUACAGGAACGAGGCGGAAAACCGGGUGUCCAUCAAGAACAAAUCCUUUACAGACUUUGCUAUGAGGCAAGCGUGGGAGUACGACACCGCGCAGGUCAGCUUUCACCCGUUUAGCGUAGAAUCGACCGCGAUCCUCGGGUGUGAGGUGGAAGCAGCAGCAGCCGGAUCCAAACAGGAGGCGGCGGCCAAGUCGCCUCCAGGACGCAGCGCAACGCCGCUUCUCUCUGCGCAUGUUAGGAAAGUGGACAUUGUCACGUGCACGUUCAGCACACCGAGUUCAUGUCAGUCAGUGAAAUGCCUUUGA
This is a messenger RNA of Plectropomus leopardus (leopard coralgrouper), 1458 nucleotides long. RefSeq names its product prostaglandin E receptor 4 (subtype EP4) c (gene ptger4c). NCBI's taxonomy places the organism in Eukaryota, Metazoa, Chordata, Actinopteri, Perciformes, Serranidae. The record is from RefSeq and is a predicted model, not a curated record. Gene Ontology annotation, cellular component: plasma membrane. Gene Ontology annotation, molecular function: prostaglandin E receptor activity. Gene Ontology annotation, biological process: cellular response to prostaglandin E stimulus; negative regulation of inflammatory response; positive regulation of cytosolic calcium ion concentration.